Molecule: messenger RNA, 3321 nt
Organism: Microstroma glucosiphilum
Lineage: Eukaryota; Fungi; Basidiomycota; Exobasidiomycetes; Microstromatales; Microstromataceae
Exons: 1
Coding region: 1-3321 (1106 amino acids)
Molecular function (GO): protein binding
Source: RefSeq, a predicted model, not a curated record
AUGGGGGACUCGGGGCCGCGUCGAUCCGAUCACUACUCUCCUUACUCUCCUUCGACCUCUUCUUACCGCGGAGACAGGCACUACGAGCCCCCUCGCGGCCCCCGAUGGUCUCAGCAAGAUUGGAGGGACAGAGAAGCGCAGAGCUCCAGGGAAGGGCCGUAUAGUCCUGUAACAGCGGGCUAUUAUGGUCCAGGAGGCUGGUAUCGCCAGAAUGACUCGCCUUCAUCGUCCUCGUCGUCGUAUCGAAUGCCAGGUCCUGCUCCUCGAGUUGCCCCUGGACCCAGCACCCUCCCUGCUCGACCUGGACUGCCGUCACGACCGCAAGCUUCUCCCCCUCCUUCAGCAUCAGCUUCAGCUUCGAUGAGACCCCAAGUGCGUCCACCUCCGCCUCCAACAAAGAUCCAGGCAAAAGCAGCAGCCAAGACUCAUGCUACCGCUGCACCAACCCCUCCGACUAUGAGGGCCGAAGACCAUCAACCGAACGCCGAAGGUCGCUCUCGCUUGAGGAGACAUCAUAUACCCACAGCCCCACCGAUGAUUCUGCCCACUAAGAGACCCCCACCUGCGCCGCUUCGUGUACUACCUACCACUGGAAAAAGAGCUCCAUCGAGACCGAAAGGUCAGUCACCUGCUCGUGACAGGGGGAAUGGCAAUAGCAUUGCCAGACCGAUCGCACCUCUUGGGAGACCGGCGAUGGAGGGUCGUGCGAAGCCUGUCAUGGCGCAAGAGAAGUCGAGAGCUGUCCACCAGCUAUUACCAUGGGACAGACCAAGCGAAGCCACGCCAGAGGAGGGAGAGGGGCAGUUGGCAGAUGCAGGGCCUCCACCGAUGGAAGAGGCAAGGAAACGAGCGCAUCGUCGGCCUAGAACCGCCCCUCACGCUCACUUGACCAAGCCAGACGGAGAUAGCGGGCCGGAAGAGGAGGUGUUCCCCUUGGAGGAGGUGCUACCGAUACCAACGGCAGAGGUACAGGUCCUUCGCUCGGAUCAGGAUACAAACCGCAAGCAAGAGCGUGCGGACAAUCAAACGAGUGUCAGACGAGGCAAAGGAGAUGAUGCAAGGGCCAGCGAGGCUUCGAAGGCACAGCAGUCUUCCGUUCAGACCCCAAAGAAGACGAAAGGUCAGAAGAAGGCAGAAAAGAGAGCCGCCGCUGCUGCUGCUGCCGCCGCAGGGAGCGCAUCGAGUAUCAGCGCCGGCUCACCGCACCAAGCAGCCUUCACCUCGUCCUCGACUGACGAAUGGCAACCAGUGACUCCCCCUUUGAGCAAGCUCACUCAGAAAACCGGCACUCAGGUCAUCUCGUCACCGCUGCCUCUUCCGACUCGCAUGCAACUCUCUUCUAGUGACGAGCAGAGUUCUUCGGGGGGCCUCACAAAGGCCCAACACAGGACGGCUAUGAAGGCUGCAAAGAAGCAACGAAAGAGUGAAAGUGUCGCGAGCAGAGCUGCAGCGGAAGGCAGAGAGGUCGAUGCGCCGAAGGCCAAGAAAACAAAGAAGGAUGACCGAUUGGCGGAAGACGGCCAGCCUCCCGAAGCUCUGCAGAAGGAACAAGGCUUAUCUCCUUACCCAUCGAUGAGCAGCGAUCCUACGCCUCUUUUGAGCCCGCAAAGAGAGCCUACCAUAAAGUCAGAGGUAGCCGAGGAUCAGCACAACGAAGACGCAAUGCGUCCUAUCCCCGGCUCUACAGGCGAGAGGAACGAUGAGAGACCUGCAUUAGUACUCAGCUUCCGGGACGACGAUUCGGACACUGCCGGGGUAGAGCUUGCUAGCUUCACAGGUAGUAAAGAGCCAGCGUCAGCGCCCUCUCGAUUUGCAGACGCGACCCCUACGGAUGAAGAUGUAAAUUCACUUGAAGCGGGGAGCCAGCAAAGGCAGAUGUCCGUCUCAUCAGACGAUAUCCCUCUGAUCACAACGCUAUCGAGGAAGGCCGCUGGCAGAUCAGGCAAUGGUCUUGUUGCCCCGAAAGAGGAAGCUAGUGCUGGUAGAUAUCGAGGCACCUCCUUCGGUCCGGCCAGGAGUCGAAGUCACUCGGAAUCGACGAACGAGAUACCCAGCUCCACUCUGCGCUUGAGCUCGCGGCCUGAUAGAAUCGAUCUGACGGGGAAGCGCCAAGCAUACCUUGCUUGGCGCUGGAAGUGGAUGGCUAUGCUGGAAAGCCAGUCGUCGCUUUCGAAGAAUGACAAGGACAGCGCAUCAUCCUCAUCUGCCUUGCUGGCCAUCACGCCGAAGGGAAAGACGUCUCUUCGCCUCCUCUCAGCAGGGACGGCGAGCCCGGCCUGUUCUCACGACUUAUCGUUCCCAGGCGACAUAAAUAUCGAAGCAGUACGCAGGGUCUCAAGUCACGCAGUGGCCAUUGCUUCUUCGAGCAAUAACCGCGUAGGCGAGGGUGGCCCGCAGGUCUCACUCGUCUUUGCAAAGGAUAGCAUGAGGCAAGCAGGACCCAAGAAGAGUGACGAUGACGUGGAGAUGAGCGAGCUCACUGCGCGUGCUUCUGCGAUCCAUCUGAACCAACGUCCUCACAUCACCGGUGCAACCUCCAUCGCACCUUUUCUACCGCUGAGCGAUCGAGACGCUCUGACAAUGGUGACUGGCGGAGCUGACGGCGCCGUCUUUGCCUGGUCCUACUCUGGAUCUCACGCCAAGUCGACGAACACUACUCGCUUACACGCUCUGCACAGCGGCACAAUCACCGCCCUCGAAACGUUGCCGAAGUUAGACCUGGUUGUCUCUGCCUCUCCCCUGAAUCAGCACCGAGCAGGGGGAGCUACGCAGCUCGUGGCCUUUGACGCACGCGAGACGAAGCUGCUCCACUCGUGGAAGAGCUCGGACAUCGUAGCGCACCUCAGUCGUACGACACACUCCCGCCUCCUCGACGUGAGUCUGCUCCGCGCCGAUUACGAUCAGCACAAGCUGUACGACUUGCGCGUUCCCACCGGCGGCGGUGAGAGUGGCGGGAGUACAUCUGUCUCCAGCUCAAGCCACGCUCCUACAAAGCCUGUCCUCUCCUUUGGCUGGGCGAGCGAGUACGAUCUACCCUUCCUUGGGCGAUCAGCCUUCAAGAGCAACUACUGUAUACAAGGCUGUCCGGACGGGAAAGUGCGGACGUGGGAUCUACGCUGGUCCUCUGAGGUGCUGCAGGAAGUGAGCGUCGGGGAGAAGGGUAUGCCUAUAAGCGAUGUGCUUGUUUGGGACAGGAACAAGGUCAAGGGCAAGGAGCGGACGAGGAAUACUGAUACCCAAAGUGGUGGUGACGGCGGUGAUAGCGGUACCUGUGUCAUGGCACUGUCUCCCGAUGCGGCUUGGAGGAUACCCCUGGUCUGA